This is a messenger RNA of Liolophura sinensis, 1081 nucleotides long. RefSeq names its product methylmalonyl-CoA epimerase, mitochondrial-like. Gene Ontology annotation, cellular component: mitochondrion. Gene Ontology annotation, biological process: L-methylmalonyl-CoA metabolic process. NCBI's taxonomy places the organism in Eukaryota, Metazoa, Mollusca, Polyplacophora, Chitonida, Chitonidae. The record is from RefSeq and is a predicted model, not a curated record. The transcript has 4 exons. The coding region runs from base 156 to 482 and encodes 108 amino acids. Gene Ontology annotation, molecular function: methylmalonyl-CoA epimerase activity.
GGAACAGUGACAGCAGUAAUGUGUUCAACUGUAAUUCAAAUAACUUCGCUUUGUUUUUUUUUUAUUCAUAGGCUGCAUGGAAGGUGGGGAAAAUAAACCAUGUGGCUAUAGCUGUUCCAGACUUGGACAAAGCUGUGACACUGUACCGAGAUGUAAUGGGGGCGAAUGUCAGUGAAAAACAUCCUCAGCCUGAACAUGGUGUGUACACAGUGUUUGUUAAGUUGGGGGAUACAAAAAUAGAGCUGCUCCACCCCUUAGGAGAGGACAGCCCUAUUGCUAAUUUCCUGGAGAAGAAUAAAAGUGGAGGAAUGCAUCAUAUCUGUUUAGAGGUUGAAAACAUCCAGACAGCUAUGGAAGACUUAAAGGGUAAAAACAUUCGGUUGCUCAGCAAAGAGGCCAAAAUCGGAGCUCACGGAAAACCGGUGGUAUUUCUUCAUCCAAAAGACUGUAAUGGUGUUCUUGUGGAACUCGAACAAGCUUAAAACACUAUUUUGUGUUAAAAUCAUUUCCCGGUGUGGAUUUCAUUUUGAAUUCAGUUCACAAGAUGAUAUAUGAUUGUUUAGACCAAGCAGUUUGUGAAUACUUCAAGAUUUAAUGUAAAUGUUUAAAAAAAAUGAUAAUGGAGGUUAUUUUGCUUGUUUGAUGUUUGUGUAGAGGGACCACAUGAUCAAAGUCAUGUUAGUCCACAAAUGGAAUGAAUGAACGAAUGCUUGGCUUUUGACAUCAUACUUAUCAAUUUUUCAGUCAUAUGACGAUGAGGAGUCCUUACAUGUGUGUACAUGUUCUAUGUCUUCAUGAGUCCAUGCGGCCAGAUUGCUGCCGCCACUGAAGUAUCAUGCCGAACACACAAGACAUGACACCCCACCCAUUCACAUUAUACUGACACCUGGCCAACCAGUCCUGUUUCCUUGUUUUAACCUCUCAGUACUGAGCACCAAAGGACAAAUACCAUAUUGAAAGCUUUUGUAUGAACUGUCCCAGGUCUCCCGACUUUGACACGGAGACUCUAACCGUUAGUUCACCAGGAUAUGGCUGUAGAAUUACCGAUGUGGCGUUAAACCAUAAUCAUUCAUUCAUUCAU